Molecule: messenger RNA, 2934 nt
Organism: Closterium sp. Yama58-4
Lineage: Eukaryota; Viridiplantae; Streptophyta; Zygnematophyceae; Desmidiales; Closteriaceae
Source: the annotation of a GenBank genome assembly
AUGGCUGGUGAUGACGAGAAAGCCGUAACGAAUGCAGGAGAUGGUGAUGUUGACAUGGCCGAACAACCGGAUUCGGCAGAAUCAGAUUCAGAGUUAGACGAAGGUGGUAACGGAAAGAGUGCGGCCAAUGACCCAAAAGAUAAAGAUUCGGACGGAGACAGCGAUGAAGUUGAUAGCGAGGAUGACGAUAGCGAGGAUGAGAAAGAGGCAGCGGAGGAGGCGGAGCGAAAGGCUUUGAUUGACCAAGUCAAAGCGCGCAUCGCAUCGAAUCCAUACGACUAUCAGGCGCACGUUCAGCUGAUAUCUCUUCUGCGGCGCAGCAGCAUGCUGGAGGAGCUGCGGGCAGCGAGGGAGGCGAUGAACGCGCUCUUCCCACUCUCGCCCGCCAUGUGGCAGCAGUGGGCUCACGACGAGACGCGCCUCAUUGCCUCAGAUGCUGACGUGGCCAAGGUGGAAGCUCUGUACAAGCGUGGCGUGGAGGAGUAUGUGUCCGCGUCUCUCUGGCAGGCCUAUCUGGCCUUCCUCACAGCCCACCACCCCGCCAUCACCACACACACCCCCGAUGGUCUCAAGCUUUUCCGGGCCACAGCAGAGCAAGCUCUCUCCCAGGUCGGGCUGCACCUGGGGGAGGGCGCAUCUGCCCAUGGACCUCCAACUCUUAACUUCAGUUUAUCAACUCUUCUUUCUCCUGUCCUGCCCCCCUUUCUCCCCUCCCCUCCCCUCCAGUCCCCCUCUCUCUGGCAUGGAUACCUUGCCUUCCUCACAGCCCACCACCCCGCCAUCACCACACACACCCCCGAUGGUCUCAAGCUUUUCCGCACCACAGCAGAGCAAGCCCUCUCCCAGGUCGGGCUGCACCUGGGGGAGGGCGCAUCUGUCUGGGGGACGUACAGGGGAUUCGAGAUGGAGGUUCUGCGGGGAGUGAAGGGAGAGGAGGAGGAGGAAAAGACGAAGCAGGCCGGCCGGGUGCGAGCGCUGUUCCAUCGCCAGCUGGUGGUGCCUCAUUUGCAGCUGCCUGCCACGCUGGCAGCGUACCUGGCCUGGGAGGAGGCGGAAGGCGGCGAGAAGCUUCCUGCACCCUCCUCCUCUUCCGCCCCGGACGUCGAGAAGCUUCCGGGAAGCGUCAAGGCGGCGUAUUUGAAGGCUGAAAAGAUGGAGUAUCUGGCGUUGGAGGCAGCCAGUGGCGACAUGCCACGUCAGCAGGCCAUGCAUGAGAGGGCGGUCACUGGGCUGCCUGUGGUGUUCAACGUGUGGCAGAAAUACAUUGACCUCGUUGACCACAAGCUCAAGGUGCCAUCUGUUGUGCGCUCAGUUUAUUCUAGGGCAGCCCGAAACUGCCCAUGGGUGGGCACUCUUUGGACACGCUAUUUGCUUGCUCUUGAGCGAUUGGGGGCCGCUGAUGCUGACGUGGCAGAGGUCUUUGAGAAGGCCCUUGUCUCUGGAGUUCAGUCUGCAAAUGAGUACUUUGACAUUUUUCUCACCCGCCUGGAUGGUCUGAGGCGCCGCCUCAUGCCUGUUCCUGAGCCCUCCAAAGGCGCUGCUAAAGGAGCAGCUCUUAGCGAGGAUGAGAAGGCGAAGCUGGUAGCCACCCUGCGAGCAACCUUUGAGCGUGCAUCGGAGUUCAUGGCCUCGUAUUUCCCCGACCAUCAGCAAGCGCAGCUGCACCUGGCGGGGUACCAGGCACACAUAGAAUGCCAGCUGGAAAUAGCAGGGGAGGGGGCGUCUGGGGCAGGAGCAACUGGAGCAACAGGGGAAGCUGCUGGAAAGGCCAUUUGGGAGCAAUUUGUGAAGAAGCACGGCUCCUCCCACCAGGCGUGGCUGGGCUUCACUCAGUUUGAGACGGAGAGGGGGUGCUACAACCAGGCACGGUCAGUCUUCCGCCGCUGCUACAGCCGGAAGUUUGACUCACCCUCAGGCACAGAGGAGGUGUGUUCUGCCUGGAUCCGGUUCGAGAGGGAGUCGGGAACACUCAGUGACCUCGAUCUUGCAUCAGAUAAGGUUGCUCCACGCUUGGCUGAGGUAGCAGCAUACCAUGCCCAGGAGGACCAAGCCCAGCUGUACCAACAGUGUUCGCUCUCCCUUCCUGGUCUUCCAACUCUCCCCUGCUCUUAUUGGCAGGUUGCCCCGCGCUUGGCUGAAGUGGCAGCAUACCAUGCCCAGGAGGACCAGGCGCAGCUGUACCAACAGCACCGGCAGCAGCAGCAACAGAAGCAGCAGCAGGAGCAGAAGCAACAGCAGCAGGUGGAGCAAGGGCGUGGGCAAAAGCGCAAGGCAGGAGGAGUGGAAGCACGAGGAGAAGGAAGGGGUGGAGGGAAGGGGAGAGGAGGAGGAGCAGGAGGGGACGGAGGUGGAGGGGGUGGGGAGCGAGGAGGGGAGGGUGGGGGAAGAGACAGAGGCAAGAGGCAGCGUCCGGGAUUAGGGUUUGACAAGCGGCAGGGGCGAGGGAAGGAGGGGUUAGGCAAGGAGGCAGGUUCGGCAGGUGAUGGUUCGACAGAGGAAGGGAAAGAGACCGUGGGUGAGAAAGGAAAGGAGGGAGAGAAGGCGGAAGAGGGGGAAGAGAAGAAGGAAGAGGGAGGGGAAGGACAGGAGCAGGGAGGGCCGAAGCAUGAUGGGGAGGAGAAGGAGGCAGAGAGGAAGGAAGGAGAGGAGAAGGGGCAGCAGGGGCAGCAGGGGCAGCAGGGGCAGCAACAGGGCCGUUUCUUCACGGACAAGAAUACAGUGUUCCUCUCGAACCUCGAUCUUAGCACGACUCGAGACGAGAUCCUGGAAUUGCUGAAGGAUUGUGGCGAGAUUCGGGACGUGCGGAUGGUGUUCAACCACUCCACAGGGCAGUUCAGGGGCUUCGCAUACGUGGAAUUGGGAAGUGCAGAGGCGGUGGCAGCAGCAGAGAAGCUCAACAGGGCGCCAAAACUUGAAGCAGAGGAGGAAGUGUAG